UCAACCACAACUGUCAAAAAUAUUUUUUUUCUGUGCCCAUUUAAAGCGGCAAAAGUCUCAACCUUUAAAUGUAUUAAAUAUGGUUGCUAUUAUUAAAUAAGGACUUAAAUAAAUAACGAUGUGGAAGUAAAUUAGAUUGAAUUUAAAAUAUGUAAUCUUAAUAAAUUGUACAAUAAAUAGAUAUGAAUUUAUAGCUAUAAAUAAAAAAAAUAGAAGAAAAUGGCUGCUGAAAGGCUGCUGUGGCUGGCGACUGCAUUACUUCGUCUCUGGUUAGGAGCUGGUGAUUUGUGUUAUGCACAGUCUACUCUCCUCUCCUUCCAAGAUCUUCUGCCAGAUGACCCUCGGUUGUACGACAAAAUGCGACCGCCCAAGAAGGAUGACCAGCCUACUAUAGUCAACUUUCACGUCACUGUUAUGGGAUUGGAUUCUAUUGAUGAAAACUCCAUGACGUACGCGGCCGACAUUUUUUUUGCGCAAACCUGGAAGGACUUUCGCCUGCGACUGCCAGAGAACAUGACUACGGAAUACAGGUUACUAGAAGUAGAUUGGCUGAAGCACAUGUGGAGACCAGAUUCCUUCUUCAAGAACGCCAAGUCCGUCACCUUCCAGACCAUGACCAUACCGAACCACUACGUCUGGCUAUAUAAGGACAAAACCAUACUGUAUAUGGUGAAGCUAACUCUCAAACUGUCUUGUGCCAUGAACUUCUUAAUCUACCCGCAUGACACUCAAGAAUGCAAACUGCAAAUGGAGAGCUUGUCUCACACAACCGACGACAUGAUAUUCCAAUGGGACCCUGAGGUGCCCCUGGUGGUAGAUGAGAACAUAGAACUGCCCCAACUGGAGCUAGUAAACAAUAGAACUGCUGACUGCACGCAGGUCUACUCCACUGGUAACUUCACGUGCCUAGAAGUGAUAUUUAAACUGAAGAGACGCCUCGGCUAUCACCUCUUCAACACCUAUAUACCGACCUGCCUAAUUGUUAUAAUGUCUUGGGUGUCGUUCUGGAUAAAGCCGGACGCUGCGCCCGCGCGUGUCACCCUCGGCGUGACGUCACUCCUCACGUUGUCCACGCAACACGGCAAAGUCCAAUCGCAGCUACCCCCCGUGUCGUACCUAAAAGCUGUGGACGCUUUCAUGUCUGUUUGUACCGUAUUCGUGUUCAUGGCUCUAAUGGAAUAUUGUUUAGUUAAUAUCAUACUGGAUGAUGGUGGACGGAAACCCAAGGAACCAGCUGAGGCGGCCAAAGCGAAACUCCGCGCGAUCAACAUCGACAGGUUUUCCCGCGUUUUCUUCCCUCUACUAUUUUCUGUUCUCAACGCCAUCUAUUGGAUUCAAUUCGCACAAUACAUAUGAUUAGGAAAAUAAUGAUUUUCCGAAUGUACAAUACAAUGUUAUUCAAAAAUAUAUUAUAUUAUUGCUUGAAAUUAUUAUUUAAAAAUGCUUUAUUUUAAAUAAUAAUUUAUUAGUUCUGCACUAGACGUUCAAAUUGUACU
Messenger RNA from Zerene cesonia (dogface butterfly), 1496 nucleotides. RefSeq names its product glycine receptor subunit alpha-2-like. Gene Ontology annotation, cellular component: membrane; neuron projection; synapse. Gene Ontology annotation, biological process: regulation of membrane potential; chemical synaptic transmission; chloride transmembrane transport. Lineage: Eukaryota; Metazoa; Arthropoda; Insecta; Lepidoptera; Pieridae. The transcript is spliced from 9 exons. The record is from RefSeq and is a predicted model, not a curated record. Gene Ontology annotation, molecular function: transmembrane signaling receptor activity; neurotransmitter receptor activity; chloride channel activity. Bases 220 to 1356 code for a protein of 378 amino acids.